This is a messenger RNA of Euleptes europaea (tarantolino), 1126 nucleotides long. It is a transcript of the gene NHERF2, whose product is annotated as NHERF family PDZ scaffold protein 2. The transcript is spliced from 7 exons. The record is from RefSeq and is a predicted model, not a curated record. Lineage: Eukaryota; Metazoa; Chordata; Lepidosauria; Squamata; Sphaerodactylidae. The coding region runs from base 1 to 1089 and encodes 362 amino acids. Gene Ontology annotation, molecular function: protein-membrane adaptor activity; signaling receptor binding. Gene Ontology annotation, cellular component: apical plasma membrane. Gene Ontology annotation, biological process: protein localization to plasma membrane.
AUGGCCAAGGAGCAGGCGGCGGCGGCGGCGUCGGGGGUCGGUCCGCGGCUGUGCGCCCUGCAGAAGGGCGCGGGCGGCUACGGCUUCCACCUGCACGGCGAGAAGGGCAAGAGCGGCCAGUUCAUCCGCAAAGUGGAGCCCGGCUCGCCGGCCGAGGCGGCGGGGCUGCGCGCCGGGGACCGCCUGGUCCAGGUCAACGGCGUCAGCGUCGAGCAGGAGACCCACCACCAGGUGGUGCAGCGGAUCAAAGCUGUCGAAACCGAGACCCGCUUGCUGGUGGUGGACAAAGAGACGGAUGAAUACCUCCGGAGCCUGAGGCUGACCUGCACCGAGGAGAUGGUGCACACGGGCAUCCCGGCGAACCCUGACGCGUCACCCAUCAAAUCGCCCACCAGCGACAACGGAGACGUGUGGAAGCCCCAGGCGGAGCUGAGCGGCCGGAAUCUCAAGAGGCACAAACACAGCCUCAGCUCUGAGAGCGGGAAGAAGGAUUUGAAUGGACAAGCCAAGGAACUGUGCCCGCGUCUCUGCCACCUCAAAAAAGGCCCCACGGGCUAUGGGUUCAACCUCCACAGCGAGAAGUCCCGCCCCGGACAGUUCAUCCGGUCAGUUGACUCAGAUUCGCCGGCGUCGAAUGCGGGGCUCCGACCACAGGAUAAACUCGUGGAGGUCAACGGGAUCAACGUGGAGGGCAUGAAGCAUUCCGAGGUCGUGGCCCACAUCAAAUCCAAGGAGAGCGAAGCCAAGUUGCUGGUGGUGGACCCCAGGACAGAGGAGCACUUCAAGAAGCUGGGCAUUGUCCCUACCGAGGAGCACGUCAGAGGUGGGGUUCCUCAGCCCAUGACCAACGGGUCAGCGCAAACACAGCUGAACGGCGGAUCUGUGUCUUCGUCCCACAGCGAUUGCCAAAGUCCUGAGAAAGAAUCGGAGGUGGAAGAACCCGGCAAAAAGGAUCCCUUCGAAGAGAGCGGCUUGGACUUGAGUCCAACGGCAGCGGAAGCCAAAGAGAAAGUGCGGGCCAAGCGGGUGAACAAGCGGGCCCCACAGAUGGACUGGAACAAGAAGCGGGAGAUUUUCAGCAACUUCUGAGCCCCCUGUCCAGCCAGGCCUCCCUUCCUUCCCCCCC